Messenger RNA from Lagenorhynchus albirostris (white-beaked dolphin), 2527 nucleotides. RefSeq names its product anti-Mullerian hormone (gene AMH). The transcript is spliced from 4 exons. Lineage: Eukaryota; Metazoa; Chordata; Mammalia; Artiodactyla; Delphinidae. The coding region runs from base 637 to 2517 and encodes 626 amino acids. The record is from RefSeq and is a predicted model, not a curated record. Gene Ontology annotation, biological process: gonad development; Mullerian duct regression. Gene Ontology annotation, molecular function: growth factor activity.
GUGAACACGCACGGCUGCCCUCUGCCACCUAUGGGGGUGGCUCAGGGUCGGGGCCCCACCAGGAUCCCAGGGGGUGGCCGCUGGCAAUGCUGUGCCCUGGAGGCUGCUGGGUGAGGACAGACCCUGCUGGCCAGCAGGGGGUCUGGGGUCGCCCUCUGGGAGGAGAGCAGAGCAAAGGCUGCUCGCUCUCCUUGGGGGUCUCUGUGGGCCCCGAAGGCGUGGUGAGCGAGCGUGCAGUGGGUGUGGGGGUUCGCCCCCCACCUACCCAGUGGUCCUGUGGGGCAGGGGCUCUGCACCUCUGCCCUCCUCCAGCACCCUCCACCCCCCCAAAUUGUUGAUCGUUUGGGCCACGCACUCCCUGCUCACAUUCCUGCUCCUGGCUCUAAAGGGGAAAACUUGUCAAGGACAUUUUGACAAAUGGGUCACAGGCCACACUUUGUAGCACUGGUGAGAAGAAGAUAGAUAGGCAGCUGAGCCGGAACAGAAGGGGCUUUGAGGAGGCUGCCGGCCUGCCCGGGCUCACAGCGGGCACUGGCCCCCAAGGUCACAUCCCUGAAGGAGAUAGGGGCCGCCUUCUGGCACAAACAUUCUUGCUCCCCCAUAUAAGCUGGGGCAGCCCGGCCUCUCCAAGCUCCCAUGAUGCAGGGUCCACCUCUCUCUCAGCUGGCCCUGGUGCUGUUGGCAGUGGGGGCCCUGCUGGGGGCCAGGACCCUCAGGGGAGAGGUCCCCAGCACCCUGGCCCUGCCCAGGGAGCCAACCCCAGGCGGCGGAGGCGGAGGGCUCAUCUUGCACCAAGACUGGGACUGGCCACCCCCUGGUGUCUGGCCACCAGGCAGCCCUCGGGACCCCCUGUGCCUGGUGACCCUGGAUGGGGGUGGCAACAGGAGCAGUGCUCCCCUGCGGGUGGUGGGGGCCCUGAGCGGCUACGAGCGGGCGUUCCUAGAGGCUGUGCGGCGCGCCCACUGGGGGCCCCGGGACCUGGCCACCUUUGCAGUCUGCCCCCCGAGAGACGGGCAGCCCGCCCUGCCCCAUCUGCAGCAGCUGCAGGCAUGGCUUGGGGGGCCCGGGGGGCGGCGGCUGGUGGUCCUGCACUUGGAGGAAGUGACGUGGGAGCCGACACCCUCGCUGAGGUUCCAGGAGCCUCCACCUGGAGGAGCCAGCCCCGAAGAGCUGGCGCUGAUGGUGCUGUACCCAGGGCCUGGCCCGGAGGUCACCGUCACCGGGGCCGGGCUGCCCGGCGCCCAGAGUCUCUGCCUGAGCCGGGACUCCAGCUACCUGCCCUUGGUUGUGGGACGCCCCGAGGCGGCCUGGCGCGGGCCUGGGCUCGCCCUGACCCUGCGGCGCCGCGGAAACGGUGCGCCACUGAGCACCGCCCAGCUGCAGGCGCUGCUGUUCGGCGCCGACUCCCGCUGCUUCACACGGAUGACCCCGGCGCUGCUCCUGCUGCCGCCGCGGGGUCCCACGCCGAUGCCCGCGCACGGCCAGCUGGACUCGGUGCCCUUCCCGCAGCCCAGGUGCGCGCGGGCCCGGCCCUGGGGGCGCGGGGAGUGGGGGGCGGCGCAGCCUUGCGCCCUCACGAUCCCCCACUCUGCCGUCCAGGCCGUCCCCAGAGCCCGAGGAGGCGCCGCCCAGCGCCGAUCCCUUCCUGGAGACGCUCACGCGCCUGGUGCGCGCGCUGCGGGGACCCGCGUCCCGAGCCUCGCCGCCGCGUCUGGCCCUGGACCCGGGCUCGCUGACCGGUUUCCCGCAGGGCCAGGUCAACCUGUCGGACCCCGCGGCGCUGGAGCGCCUGCUCGACGGCGAGGAGCCGCUGCUGCUGCUGCUGCCGCCCACGGCAGCCACCCCCGGGGUCCCCGCGCCACUGCAGGGUCCGGCGUCCGCGCUGUGGGCCGCGGGCCUAGCGCGCCGGGUAGCCGCCGAGCUUCAGGCGGCGGCCGCGGAACUGCGCGGCCUCCCGGGGCUGCCGCCCGCCACCACCCCGCUGCUGGCACGCCUACUGGCGCUGUGCCCGGGGAACCCGGUCGGCCCCGGCGGUCCGCUGCGCGCGCUGCUGCUGCUGAAAGCGCUGCAGGGCCUGCGCGCCGAGUGGCGCGGGCGGGAGCGGAGCGGGUCGGCACGGGCGCAUCGCAGCGCCGGCACCGCGGCCACCGACGGGCCGUGCGGGCUGCGCGAGCUGAGCGUGGACCUCCGCGCCGAGCGCUCGGUGCUCAUCCCGGAGACGUACCAGGCCAACAACUGCCAGGGCGCGUGCGGCUGGCCGCAAUCGGACCGCAACCCGCGGUACGGCAACCACGUGGUGCUCCUGCUGAAGAUGCAGGCCCGCGGCGCCGCCCUGGCGCGCCCGCCCUGCUGCGUGCCCACGGCCUACGCCGGCAAGCUCCUCAUCAGCCUGUCCGAGGAGCGCAUCAGCGCGCACCACGUGCCCAACAUGGUGGCCACCGAGUGCGGCUGCCGGUGACCCCGCGCCGUGCUCCGGCCGGCCCAUAUUUAUUCGGACCCCUUCAUCGCUCCCAAUAAAGACCAGAAA